Molecule: messenger RNA, 1810 nt
Organism: Danio rerio (zebrafish)
Lineage: Eukaryota; Metazoa; Chordata; Actinopteri; Cypriniformes; Danionidae
Source: RefSeq, a predicted model, not a curated record
CGGCGCUGUCUUAACUAUAGGGUUAUUAUUUUUAGUUUGUGUCUGACUUAUCUGGAAGUACACACUAUGUUAAUAUGCUUACAGCCAAUAUCCUUACAGCCAGAGCUGGUCUCAGUUCAGUUCCAGGAAGGAAUAAGGAUUUAGCAAUUAGCUUAUGUUAAUAAAUUCAAAUGAUUCAAGGCUAAUAAUACAUUUGUGUCAAAUUCAGACUGAUAAGGAAGACAUCUUAUAAAUAAAAUAAGUAAAAAAGAAACAAGGUAAAAUGAUAUAUUUUGUUGCUUGGGAUCUAGUUGAGAAACCUAACUUUAAAUGGAUUGAUUGUCCUUGCUAUGAAGAUAAAAAUCAGAAACGAAUAUUUCUUGUUUAACUGGUCAGACUGGUCACCUGUGAGUGACUGAGCAGGACUAGGAAGGAUUACGUUAGUGUCAGAGAAAGAAAUAUUUACAGAGGGAAAAAGUAUAUAUUGUUGGCCUCUUCUGAUGAGUAUUUUUCUUCGUUUGUUAGUGAUAUUGCGUUCCGCUUUUAAUAUCUAACUAACUAGCUGUUUGGAGCAACAAAAAUCCUCUUCAGAUUGGAUGCACAGUUGUUGCCAAAGAGACCAAACCCCUGUUGACUAAAAACAGAGUACAUAAAAAAACUUCUUGAUCAAUACAGGAAAUCUGAGAAUAUAAUCAAAACAUUUUUAACUUAUUUGGACAUAAAUUCUGUACACAUGGCCAUGGAGAGGAGGUCAUGCUGGUGCAUGAUGCUGUUCUUGAUAAUAGCUCUGGCGGUUGGUUUAGUGGCAUACAUUCACUUUAAACAAGACCUGGUAAACAAACUAAAAAAUGAGAUGGAGUUCUCUGAUGCAGCGGUUAGAGAAGCAGUGAUGGGUGUAGAGAACUUUGGUUCAGCAGUCGAGCAGACACAGAAAGAGCUGGACAACACUGAGAAAGAGGUCAAGGAGCUUCAGGACGAGGUCGGGAAAUUAAACCCCCCUAAAGAGGAAAAGGACAAAGAGCUUAAAGCCUGCAAGGAUUUAGUGGCAGGGCUGAAUAAUGACAUUGCAGCAGUGGAGAAAGACAAGACUGACUCUGAAGGUAAUUUUGCAGGUGAAAAAACUAAAUGGGAUGAAACCACAAAUGGCCUUAAAAAGCAGAUGGAGGAGACAAGUCCAGUCUGCGCUCAUCUGAAGAAAGAAGGCUUUGAGAAAGAACCUAGCUUAAAGGAUAUUUGCCCUCCGCUGCCAACUCCAGCUCAAGCAUAACUGGAAGUGAAUUCAACCGUUUGAACUCAAGACAGCAUCUAUCAGAGGAGUUCUAAAAAUAAACACACCUGUGACAUCAUUAUACCUCAUUGAAAUGUCAUUCAAAUGUGAUCUAAUCUGACGUCCGAUCAAGUCAGUGUCAUAGGUGACUGUAACCACUUAAAGAUGAUGGCUUUGUUGAGCCGUGUAUGUCUGCAUUAGCAAAUCAUGAAUACAUUUUUUUUGGCUCCCUAUAUGUAAAUUGGUCGUUAUUGCAUAAAAAUAAACUGCUUAAAAUCCGUUUAGUAAGUGAAUGUAUGAGACAUAAAACAAGCGAAAGCUUUUUUUUUUGUCUGAAAAACAUGGCAUUUACAUAUAAAGUGUCUGUGCAGUUUGUAUUUGGACUUAAAUUGGUAUGUUUUUCAGUAUGCUUUGGAAUAUGGGGUUUGAAGGGAAAACAGGGAUUUUGUGCUCAGUGGAUGCUGUAGCGUUUACAAUAAUGUAUUUUCUAUUAAACAUGUUGCACUCUACUAUGUUCUGUGCUUUUUUAAAACUGAUUUUACUAAAUAAAACAACAGAAAUCAC